UCUUCCUUAUAUCCAUCUAAAUCUCCCCUCUUUUAGAUUGAAGCCAUUUCCCCUUGUCCUACCAUACUGAUCCUCCUACAGAGUCAGUCUCCUUCCUUCUUACAGCCUCUUCAGAUACUGAAGGCUGCUCUCCACCCUCCCUGCAGCCUUCCUUACUCCAGCUGCAUAGCCUCAGCUCUCAGCCUGUCCUCAUCAGGAGGUGUAGGGAGGUGGACCACUGCUCAGACUCUGCAGGUCCCUCUGAUGGCAUCCCAUCCCGGCAUGUGGACAGGACCGCACAGCUCGGUGUCAGCCACGCUGCUGAGGGUGCCCUCAGUGCACUGCUGAUGUCACUGAUGGAGAUGGGAAAGACACAGAUCCCAGCACUGAGCCCUGAGGGACACCACUGUCACCGCUCUCCGUCCGGACGUGGAGCUGCUGACCACAGCUCUCUGCGUACAUCUCACAGCAGUGCCUCAUGCACUGAACGGUGCCACCCAUCAAGUCCACGUCUUUCCCAUUUGGAGAGAAGGACGCUGUGGGAGACCGCGUUGAAGGCCUCACUGAAAUCCAGAGAGGUGAUAUCUGCAGUUCUUCCCUCACUCACUGCCACAGUGAUGCCAUAACAGAAGGCGGUGGGUUGGCCAGACAGCCCCUGCCCUUGGUGAAGCCGUGCUGGCUGUGCCGUGCCACCCCUUCUUCCAUGUGCCAUAGCACAGCUUCCAGGAGGAGCUGCUCCAUGAUCUUCUCCAGCACAGAGGUGAGACUAACAGGAGCCCGUGACCUUUGAGGACAUCGCCAUCUACCUGAGCCGUGCAGAGUGGGACAUGGUUGCAGAGGAGCAGAGGGAGCUGUAUCGCAGCGUCAUGCUGGACAACUAUGAGCUCUUGGCAUCACUGGGGUACCCAGGCCCCAAACCUGACAUUCUACAUCGGCUGGAGCAUGGGGAAGAGCCAUGGGUCAACGCACCACAGAGCCCAGUGAAGUGGGAUGGACCUGACAGGCUUUUUGGAUGCAAUGGGGACAAGAGAUGGCUACCAGAGUCGUGCUGCAGCAGGUGGCUGGAUGUUGACAAGCACAAGGUGCUGGAGAAGAGACACACCCCUAGCCAUGGAGAACAACGUGAGCCGUGGCUGCUGCGGUCCAGCAGACUGCUAAAGAAGUUUGGGUGUCUUGAAGGUAGGAGUGAGUUGCGGUCAGAGGCAGCCAGCAGCCAGCCAGUGCCAGAGGGAAGCCAAGAGAAGGCACAGAUGGGCUGUUUGACCAGGAAUUCAGAAACAGAGCAUGAACGAGGGGUCAAGACAGAAUUAGCACAAAGCAUGGGAAAUGUGACUUCUUGCAAACGUCUGCACAAUAACUGCAUAGAGACGUUUCAAGAGACUUUACAAAAACCACAUAACGUUUUAGAGGAAGUAAGUGUUUUCCAGGCAAACAGGGAACACGGGAAAUCUGCUACUAAGGAUCUGACUGAAACUGUUCUGGAAGACCACUGUUACUGUGUGAGUAAUACAUUGCACCGCACUCAAUUUCCACAUGCUCUGAGAGACCAUGACUACUGCGGGAACAGUAAUAGUGGUGUCUCAGUGCUCAGAGACCACGAAUACUGUAAGGUACAAAGGUUUUCUUAUCAGGACAGAGUCCGUAAAGUUAUUUGCCGUACUUGUAGGUUUCGUGCCAUAGCUUACAGGCUAUCAAAGCGAAAAUCCUAUGUAGAGCGUAUCAUCUGGAAAGCUAAGCGAAGCGUGCGAUUUCUCAAACCCACCUUCAAAAAUUUGCGGUUUUCUCGAGCUUUAUUCUGCACAAAAUGUCUUUCUGUAUCUCCUGUGUCAUCUGUUCCUCUGGCUAGGGCAGAUGACUCCACAAAGGAAACUUGUGGGGCAUUUUGUCCUCCUGCAGAGCAGGUGACUGUGCCCCAGCAGUCUCAGAAGAAAGAAGACUCCCAAGAGGUGACUGUGCUCCCACAGCCUGAGAAGGACUCUCAGGAGGAGAUAUCAGAAGCACCCAGUGACCCUGCAGCACCUCUUGAAUCAGCAGCUGCAUCUCCACCCCCCAGUGAAGCUUGGAAGGUGCAGGGUGUAGCAGCACAACCUGAAGCGCUUGUGCACCAAGGGAUGCAAGAGGCAGAGUUGAUCCAUGAGCCUGACACUCAUCAAAACACUGAAGGAUACAAAAUUGUUAAUACAAAUUAUGUGUUGCUGCACGAUGCUUAUGAAAUGGUCGUGUGGACUGUUGAUCACAUGCUGGAGUCUUCAUGCCAGGCAUUUGAGCUUGGUGACUAUACUCAGUGUAAGGAAAUGCGGUCUGUGAUUACCCAGUCUGACAGCUGACCACCAGAACGUGAGCAGCUAUGCCUGCUCUGCCAUGCUGAACAGACAGAACCCUGCAGCAAAACCUACUAAUGUGGCUUAGCAGGAGAAACUGAAAGGUGUACUAAGGGAUCAGUGUAUAAAUGGAUACUACCACAUAAAUGGAUGCAAAACUUGGUUUGUAAUGCCCGCUGGGAAAAGUGUGAUCACCUAGGAGGCUUCAGGGAAAAGGCAGAGGAAGAGAACAAGCAGGACUGGUGCAAGUAAAACAGGAAGAAGCCUGGGAAAACCUGGAAGAGAUGGGAGAGUAAGGGCAAAUGUGUGUUAGCAGUCUGCUGACUGGCUUACUCUCUGGCUGAGCUGUGUGCGAUCACUGUGGACUUUCUCCUUGUUAAACCAUUGCCAUCUGUUUGAGUGAGCACAUGCUCACAUGUACGUCAGCAUGCGAGCUGUGCUCGCUUGCCUGGGCUGGACCUGGCAGAAGGGGAUCUCAGGGUGCUGUGCACAGCUCUGCCUUGGUGCAGGCAGCGUGUGUGGUGUCCUGGGUUCUCCCUCUCAUAAUUUAAGCUUUUUGACCAUAGGGGAAUUUUUAAGAUGGAAUGAUAAUCUCAUUGUUUUUAAAGAGACACUCAUAUCCCACUGUUGUGAAAGCAGGGGAGGGCGUAUCGUGCAAAGCCUUGUUGCGUUCCCAUGUGAAAGCUAUUGGAAAAAAAACAUUGCAAUGGGAGGUGAGGUUCUGAUACUGAGAAGGCUGAGAAGAGAUGCUGGGGUUGCUUUGUGCCAAUGCAGCCACAUCCAGCGGCCCUGCCACAGGGCUAUGGCAGAUUCCAGCAGCUGAGAUGGCGGUGCCUUUUAGUUGGUCUCUGUUUCUCAUUACUCAACUGUAUUUUCAUCAUCAAUAAAUGAAUUUUCCCCAUUUUCUUGAGUGUAACCAAUGAGUAACAUCUGUGCCUUACUUCCACUGUGGAGCUUUUCAAACACGUGAUACCCAAACUACAUCUGCCCUUUGA
Molecule: messenger RNA, 3295 nt
Organism: Meleagris gallopavo (turkey)
Lineage: Eukaryota; Metazoa; Chordata; Aves; Galliformes; Phasianidae
Biological process (GO): regulation of DNA-templated transcription
Source: RefSeq, a predicted model, not a curated record